Molecule: messenger RNA, 4438 nt
Organism: Scaptodrosophila lebanonensis
Lineage: Eukaryota; Metazoa; Arthropoda; Insecta; Diptera; Drosophilidae
Gene: Gfrl
Exons: 19
Coding region: 205-3987 (1260 amino acids)
Biological process (GO): nervous system development
Cellular component (GO): external side of plasma membrane; signaling receptor complex
Molecular function (GO): signaling receptor activity
Source: RefSeq, a predicted model, not a curated record
AUCUGACUUAGACAAUGUAGCACAAAGCAAAAGGAACGCGCUUAAGAGUGCAUGUAAAGAAACAGUAAGCGAAAGCAACAAGCAAUAAGUAUUUAAAGCAACAACACCAAACGCGUCGUGACAUUUCGUCCAUUUUUGUUAAAACAGCGACAACAUUAAGCAAAAACAACAGCACACUGACGACCAGAAGACAGCGCUACCAACAUGACCCGCUUCAGAAUAAAAAACCUAAAAAUACUCUCCUGCUGUCUCAGCGUCUGGGUUAUGUUUUUCGCAGCCGCUCUUCACCUGGCGCGCUGCAGCGAAUUUCCGGAGCGUGAAUGUUGUGACCUGACCACCACAUCUACUGUGGGACCACUGCCCAUGCCACCGGCGGCAUUACCCACGGAUAAAUCGCUGUCAUCGGCCACCACGGUCGUGGAGACAGACAUAACGAUCGGCAGAUCGGGUUCAACCAUCAAAGGAGUGGUCGCCAUCUUAAAUUGCAUCCUUGCCCGUCAAUUAUGUUUUGAGGAUGCUUCGUGCUCGGCAAUACUGGAAAUUAUACCACGCGUAUGUGGCCCCAUACCAGUAUCCUGCAGUACAGUGACUGUCACAAAAUGUCAAGCGGCACUGCGAACACUUCAAGCGUUUCAAUUCUUUCGGCCAACAUGUCUCUGCAAAGAGCCUGGAAUGGAUCCCGAUUGCAAUCAUUUCCGGGACUUUCUGUUCGAUCAUCCCUGCGGAUUCGUUCUCAAGAAAGCUGAAAAGGAUCCAUACCCUAUAGAUGCUCUGCCGACGUGCAAUCACGCGCUCUCCGUCUGCCAGCAGGAACGCAAAUGCUUAAAGCUCUUCGAAGAUUUUAAAACACACUGUAAAGUGCGUGACAAUAAAUGCAAAAUGGAGAACAGGGAUGCCUGCCACGAUUCCUGGACAAACCUACGGCUGUCGCCCAUGUUCGGCUGCAUCUGUCCAAAUAAUCAUAUGAAAAAGCGCUGUGAUCGUAUAUUUAAUAUUGUUAAUCACAAUCCGUGUGUGGAUAGACUAAUAUUUUUCCCCAACGGCUUGCCAAAGCUAAAACAAAAGACCAAGCCCAAGUCCAAGCAAAAAUCGCGGCUACGCGGCAUCAACUCCACCGAUGUGCUUUCGAAUAACAUAGAGUACCACGAAGGAGCUGGCGGUGGACACGCGAAGAACGAAGGAUAUGCCCCGGCGGGCAAUGACGAAGAGGAGGACGAGGAGGAGGAAGACGAUGACUACGACGAUCGCAUACGCGCUGAGAUCUAUUCAAAUUAUCCGCAUUACUUGCAUCCACCGUCGUGGGGCAUAAACAAUCCAUUGGUACUCGCCUCGCACAGCCCACACACCUCCGACGAUGACGACGUGGUCGUUGAGGUAGCUACGCACCGCGGACACAAGAAGCACCCAGCACAGCGCAUCGAUGAUUUGGAGCGCGGCGAGGUGGACGAUGUGGUAGUGGUGGUCGAUGCGGGUUCCCACACGCACCCCCAUACCUACUAUACGCACGAACAGGCCUCCACCGCCAGCCCACCAGCGGGGUCAACCCUCCCCAGUUCUUUUAACACCGGCACCAAAACGCACAAAACUGCACACUUUGGUGAUUUAGUCACCGGCAGCGACAUAAGUCUAACCCACCGCACCUAUCCGGGCAGCAGCAUCGACGAGCGAGUAAGAAUAAUGGGCAUGGACGAGAAAUUGCAUCAGAAAAUCUUCGAAGAUAAUUUGGCGCUAAUUGAUACUCCGUUGAUAGCGACCACUUUGACGGGAACAUAUUAUCCCGCCUCAGUGUCGAACUCACUGCACGGGGUGCUCAGCUAUCCGUUCAAUAUAAGUGGGUUCCAUCAGCGCCACAUGGCCGCUGCUGCAGCCGCAGCGGCCGGAAAUGAGUCGCCGUUCGAUAUCGUUGAUACGGCCUACGGUUAUGGCAACAACGCCAACACCAACGGAAACGGAAAUGCCGGUGUUUACUACCAAAGUGGCCAGGAUGUCGAAGUUGACCUCUCAACGGAAAUAAUCAAGCAACACUUUCAGAGUACCUGCCACACAGCAUUGGACACCUGCCGGGAAGAUCCGUCCUGUUCAUCGUCCCUGCAGCCGAUGCUAAUGCACUGCGAACUGCAUCGCUGCAAUCGCAACGCGUGCAUGACAUCGUUGCAAGCCUUUUACAAAGGACCACACGAGGAUUUGAAUCUGGACAUAGCCUUUUGUCUAUGCAAAAAAACAACCAAUAGGGAGAACAAUGGCAAUCGUCACGACAUGUGCAUGAUUGCACAGGAAAAACUGCAUCCCGUCUGUGCGCAACGGCCGCCCGAUAACAAUAAUCCAGCGAGCUCGAACGGCAUUUACUACCAUCCGCCACCGGCCUGUCAUGUGGUGGCCGAAAGCUGUAAAGAGGACCGCGAGUGCAGAUUAAAACUGGAGUACUACGAGCAGGCCUGUGCAGUCGACAGUGUGACCAAAAAAUGCGCCGGUCGUCCAAGUGGCUGUCGCACAGCCAUGAUUGGCAUUCUUGGCACCAUGCUACGCACCACAUGCGCCUGUCAGGGCUCCGAUGCCCAGCAUCUCUACCAGUGUGUGGGGUGGCGACGAUUGCUCUGGAUGAACCCUUGCGUUGUUGAGGCUCAAAAGGAUUUCCAUAUGAAACGGCUGGCAGAGUUGGGUUUUCUCACGACAACAACGACAACAACUACAACCACAACCACUACGACUACUACCACACGUGCUCCACCUCCACUACCACCGCCCCCGCCCACAACGACGACGUCCACGACAAGUGCGCAGCCCAAGCAAACGCCGAGGAAGACGGCAACGCAUAUUUUUAAGGACUACAAUGCGCCAAAGGAGAAAUCAGAGCAGGCAUCGGUGGAACACAAUUAUCUCGAUCCGCCCGAUUCGAUACCACUGCACAGCGGAAACGAUGAAAACGGAAAUGGCGGAAAUGACGAUUAUCACAACGGCAACGGCAAUGGUAAUGCCAAUGGUAGCACUAACAACAACAAUCUGGCUCGUCCGCAUGGCAGCAAAAACGGUAAAAGCGGUGGCAAGCUUGGCGGCCAUGCCAACGGCAAUGGCAACAGCAACAGCCGUGGUGUAGAUUUCGAUGAUCCAGUCAUUUUUGUUGACCAAAUGGAAACAACAGAAUUUGUGGGCAUCAGCAUCACAGAACCGACAACCACAACGACCACAACAAUGGCGACCACAACAACAACCCAGCCACCAAGGAGCUGUGUGGUCCAACGUCCGCAUCAGAGCGAUCAAUUGAUACGCGAGGGAAGCAGCAAAAGGAUCUACUCUUUGGACGACGCGGAGUGUAGCGAACUGUGCAGCUGCGGAGAGUCCCUCACCCUCACUUGUCAUGCACUUUGCGUGCCGUUCGCGCCCUGCCGCACGGCCCUGGCAUUUUACAGUCAUGCAUCGCCGGCUUAUCAGGCCUUUCGGGGGCGUUGUCUCUGCUACUCAGGCCGUUUCAUCUGCAUGAAGCCGCCACUCGGGGAGUACACGCUGCCAGGCGGCGUCUUCCUACUCCUGGGCUACAGCUCAGCCGAUGAGGCGCUGCUUCGGCCACACACGAAUCUCGGCGUUCAGGACGCAGUGCGCGCUUUGCAGCAGUACGUGAUGACAUUCAUCGAUAAUCAGACCCAAUGCACACUCACUUUGUUCAAUAUGACGGAGGAAAAUAUCAUCAUAGCUGCACGUUUGCCGCAGGACGCCAAGCUGAAGGCGAUCGAGCAGUUGCGCAAAGAAAAGGAUGAAUGCACAUCGAUAUUGAAAACAAUUAGUCACCACAUCAAUGCCGAGCAUAAUGAACUCCAAUCCCACCGUCUGUUGAGCAUUUUCAAAAUGUCCGAAGUCGAAGUUAUCUGGCCCGAGAGCACGAGUGGCGCAACUAGUCGCUUUCAGUCCAUGCAAAUCCUUAUGCUCGCCAUAUUCUGGCUGGCACUGACUCUGGCAAUGCGUCCAAACCAGAGGUCCAAGGAGCCAACAUGACAUUCCAGCUAGACGGUUCUGGGGAGCAAUAUUUGCUAGCUGAACGUAGGUAUUAUGUAAGUGUGGCGUAGCUGUGAGAAUCAUCGGUUCUUUAUACAUAUAUACAUACAAAUACUAAACUAUAUAUACGAUGUGAGUUCUUAGGCUUAGGAAUAGCAUAUUGUAGUCAAAUAUACUGUACUGUACUUGAGAAAGGUUUGUGUUUGUGCUGAAAAUUACGAAUGGACGCGUGUAAUCGAUCAGGCGUCAAAACUGCUGUCUAAAUAAUAAUUAUAUUAAUGAUAAUUAAACCAUAGGUCGCGCAAAGUUACUUACAGUAUGCAAAAAGUACAUAUAUCUAUAUAUAUACUUUUUAUAUAUUGAUAACCAAAACAGAGUAAAUUAUAAUUAUAUGACAUUAGUGAGACGUGUAAAUAAUCCACAAUUAAACGAUUAAAGUUGCAAAACAAAA